AUGAGCGGGUCAUCUGGGCUGGGUCAGGCCGAGCUGACCUACCUAAUAGUUUUCUGCACGCUUGUCUCACUGAUGCUUAUUUGUGCGCUUGUCACACUCAUAUACUACUUAUUCUUUAGAGACUCGCUGCUUGGGCCUCACGAUGACGAGAACAACGUGAUCUGCGACGUGUUGAGGUACAACCCGGCCAACUACCGCAACCAGGCUCUAUUUCAGUCUCUGAACGAGGUGGACAAAUUACGUUUUGCUCUGGCUAGACAGUUUUUCGAGGAAAAGCCUCCUAUUCUGCGCUUUAAUAACACCCCGGGCGAAAUCGACACAACCUAUUUACUAAUUAGAGACCGCGGCAUCAGCAGUUUCUAUUUCGAGACGUACUACGACCAAAUAUCGGAGCUGAGCCAGUCCUUGUGCGAUUCAGAGGCUGAGGAGGCGUCCGAAACCACCGCGUUGUUGCAGCCCAAGAGACCAGAUUAUGCGCGGGCACAGUUCAAGAGAGUGCCCUUUUACGUCGAGGACCUUACAGAGAUCUCUUUUGUAGGCUCUGAGCAGAGUAGCGCCAUUUUGAACCUGCCAGUGCCGAUCAGAAACCGCAAGAAUGACACAGUCUAUUUCGAGGCCAAGCUAUACGAUUUCGACCAUCGCCGCUGCAUGGUCUCUGUUGGUCUCUGCACGAAGCCGUAUCCGAACUUUCUGCUGCCAGGCCUCCAUCCUUAUUCGCUUGCUGUACAGACCGAUGGGUGUCUUCGUUUGAGCAACAGGCCGUUCCCUAACGACCCCGACUUGCCUGUUAUUCUGCCCCAGCUGCUGGAAGGAGACGUGAUAGGAAUUGGCUACAAGGCCUCGAACGGUACUGUUUAUGUGACGCACAAUGGUAAGAAAAUCAUCGAGGCCGUUCAGAACCUGAAAACAGAGCUCUAUCCGUGUAUCGGAGCGGUUGGCGGGCCGUGCACGGUCUCGGUGAACCUGGGCCAGAUUGGGUUUGUUUUCAUCGAAGCCAACGUGAAGAAAUUGGGUUUCUGCGAGAGCCAGAACGAAGGCACCAUCGGCGCACCACCGCUAUACUCCCCUAAAUUAAUCAAGAACGAUAUUCUUCUAGACCAGGGAGAACAGCUGCCUCCAGAAUAUCCUUCUGACGAGGAAACAUUUUUUGGACCCAAGCCGUAUCUAGAAAAAUCCAAGAAACGUGUGGGGACUCCGGAAUCCGACCCACCUCCUUAUCUCGGGGGUAAUAGCGAGAAGACGUCGCUUGAAGACGACCAGCCAAGCGUCAUGGACCCCACAGAGUACGAGCGACGAAUCGAUAAUAUAGGAACUUCCCCCGCACUUGGCACCAGCAAGACUGCGGGACCGUAUAUAGGAUAA
This is a messenger RNA of Ogataea parapolymorpha DL-1, 1362 nucleotides long. RefSeq lists its product as hypothetical. NCBI's taxonomy places the organism in Eukaryota, Fungi, Ascomycota, Pichiomycetes, Pichiales, Pichiaceae. The transcript has a single exon. Bases 1 to 1362 code for a protein of 453 amino acids. The record is from RefSeq and is a predicted model, not a curated record. Gene Ontology annotation, molecular function: protein binding.